Macrosiphum euphorbiae (potato aphid) is the source of this 264-nucleotide messenger RNA. The record is from the annotation of a GenBank genome assembly. NCBI's taxonomy places the organism in Eukaryota, Metazoa, Arthropoda, Insecta, Hemiptera, Aphididae.
AUGUAUCGGCAGAUUUUGAUUUCACAGCGCGCUCGUCAAUACCAACAUAUAUUAUGGCGUGAUUCACCAUCGAAGUCGCUAUGUGAAUAUGAAUUGUGUACCGUGACAUACGGUGUGUCAGUAUCGCCAUACCAGGCUAUUCGCGUGUUACAUCAACUUGAGGUAGACAAUGGACAACAAUAUAUCCCGCCGCAAAAAAUAUAUUGUCUACUAAAACCUAUGUCGAUGAUGUUAUCAUUGGCGCCGAGUCUAUUUCAGAAUUAG